Trichophyton benhamiae CBS 112371 is the source of this 768-nucleotide messenger RNA. RefSeq lists its product as uncharacterized. The record is from RefSeq and is a predicted model, not a curated record. Bases 1 to 768 code for a protein of 255 amino acids. NCBI's taxonomy places the organism in Eukaryota, Fungi, Ascomycota, Eurotiomycetes, Onygenales, Arthrodermataceae. Gene Ontology annotation, biological process: transmembrane transport. Gene Ontology annotation, molecular function: transmembrane transporter activity. The transcript has a single exon.
AUGGGUAUAAUAUUGGGUAUGGUAAACGCCUUUAUCAGUGCAGGGGCAUUUUCUGGUCCGGCAAUAUCAGGUUUCAUGCUCGAAUACUUCGGAUAUUGGAAAACCUGGAUGAUAGUAUUCGGGAUACUUUCCCUUGAUAUCGUGCUGAGGUUGUUGUUGAUUGAACAUCGAAAAAUCAAAGAUAAGCGGAAACAAGCCAAAGCCAAGAAGGAUGAAGAAAGCAGAAACGCUACUUCGUUACCGGAGAGCGUAAACGAAUACACCUCACUUAUUUCCAACGUCUCAAAGAAACCCUACAAUCUCACUAAGGGAAUAAGUGAUGUGAAGAAGGGCUGUGCAUCCAUGUUCUCCUUCUACUGGACACUGCUCAGCCAGCCUAUGAUCCUUAUUGGACUCGUGUCCUAUAUGACCCGCUCAUCUCUGAUGGCCAGUUUCAACACUACACUCCCCACGCAUGUGCGAGAUCUUUUUGGGUGGGGUAGCUUCCCCGCUGGCAUGUUGUUCGUCGGGCUCCAGGCACCAGGCAUGGUCCUUGACCCUCUUUUCGGAUGGAUCCGAAGAAAGGGUGGAAACAAGAUACUCACAGGCCUGGGGUUUAUUCUCCUGGGUCCACUGCUCUGGCUUCUCGGGGUAGUGAAUCAAAAAUGGAUGCCAUGGUCCGGUUCCGAGGAUAUGGUUAAGCUCGUAUAUGUCAUUGUCAUUGUCUGCAUAGGAUGCAUCCAGAAUCUCCCAGCAAGCGUCGGGGCAGCGGAGAUAACCGGUAAUUAA